AGAUUUCAGACUCGUGCUCAGGCAAAAGAUGUGCACGAAACGCCCAAGCAAUCAAAGGAAGAGAGGCCGGAGGGCCACUAUCAACCGUCUGCGGUUCCAAGGCGAGCUGCUCCAACACGAGGGUUUGGAAGUCCUGAGAGCGUCGCGACGAAUGACUUUGAGAAUGAGACUACAACGUUUAGUCCUGUUGAAGAACAAGAAUUGCCAAGUAUGCCUUCACGUGAUGAAACAUCUCCUGAGAGUGGACCCGCUGAGGCGGAACAAGAAGAAGGGCAUCAAGAAGAAGACGACUACGGAGAAGAGGGGGUUUCUCUUGAAGAUAUCGUCCACGACAUUCUGCCUCAGCUUGGACUAUGGGCUGGCAAGAUGUGCGAUCAUGUCACGGCAGCAGAGCCCGGGGCUUUUGACCAGGGAAAAUGGAACAAAUUAUCACUUUACGAGAGAAAAUUCGACGCAUUCCGCCAAGACAUCACAUCCGCGGACACCUUCUUUAUAGACCCACGCAACAUGCGUAAAUCAUUGGCAGGCUUCGAGAAUUCCGAAUAUUCUGGGCUGGUGUUCAAAACCAUUGUGUCCGUAAACACGGCGCUUCUCCUCAAGCUUACAUUGCAAAUAAGUCACGGUAAAUUGAAGGCUCAACCGGUGCUGGAGGAAUUGAACAAAAUCUUCCCAGCUCUGUUCAAAUGGCUUGAAGACGACACAGACGAUGACUUAUCUGCCUAUGACGAGGCGCUCCGGAUCCGCUGUUGUGUUCUGGCAGAUCGUAUCGAGGCAUCCGACCGUAGCAACCCGGCGCAAUUAGCGGCACAGAUAUUUUGUCUUGGGCCAAUGCCAGGCACAAUCAAAUCGGCCAAGGAAUCGCUCUUGAAUGGUCCUUAUGAGCCAUUCGGGGAUCUGGAUUUGGAUUUCUCUGAGGGUCUCAAAGAGACACAUAUGAAGAAUAUGGAAAAAUUGUGUUCUCACUUAUAUCCAAAAAAGUCAGGGGACACUUUGAAGUUCCUGAGGGAUACUUAUCCAGUGAAAGAUCUCCUGAAAGACCUGACGAAAUGGGCCCACCAAAUAUACAAGGAUAUCAACAAGCCUCCGAAAGACGUAAAGGGCAAAGAACCAGUGCGUGUUGCACCCUCAACAGAAGUGACACCGGAAAUCAGUCAAAACGAGGCGACAUCGUCAGGAACCCCUCACAAAGCAGCAUCACAAUCGAUUGGACAGCAACAGAAUGAAGAGCACAUGGAUAAGAGCAACGCAGAUAAAGGUGACCUCUUUGUCGAUCAAGAUGAUCAAAACUACAGCUCCGACUCUGACUCCCAACCUGUGGAGUCUGUAGUUAGGACUGGUCCCCGAAUGGGAAGCUAUCUUGAUGGAAGUUUGAAAUUCGAGCCACCUCGUAACACAACAGGUGGAAAACCACGAACAACACCACCCUUGAACCAGCAGGCAGUCAAAAAUACAUUAUCCAAGCUGAAUCCCGAGAAAAUCAUCAGUAUCUUAAAAGCGAGUGGAUCAGCAAACGGACCCGGUAGUUCUCAGGCUGCUCCGAGCCGCAGUCAAAUGAACGGCCGCAAGAGACUAGCAGCCAAUCACGAAGACAGCGAAGACAAUAGAACUGAUGAUGACGACAGUUUUCAGCUGGACGAGAGGCCGCUGAAAAGAAGCAGGCGGCCGUCCAUUGCCUCCCAAGUUCCCAUAUCGUCUUUCAAGAGAGCACGGAUCCCGGAGUCUCAACCAGCCAGGGUCAAUCGUAGCAGUCGCUCUGCACGAUCUGAUAUGAACGCCAGUGACCUACGACCGGACGACAUACAGCGCUUAACACAGGAAGCUAGAGCGGUCGCGCGUGAGAGCCGCGAAGACUCAGCGAACCGUCUCCACAGGCCGCCACAGAAGCGCGAAAAAUGGGCCGACGAAGACACGACUGCACUCAUUAAUGCUAUACCGGUUUAUAUGUGUGCAUGGAGCGAUAUGGAGAAUGCUGGGCUCUUUACCACUUAUCGAACCCAGCAACAAAUACGCGACAAGGCACGCAACACCAAAGUUGAUUUCCUGAAGGCGGAUUUCCCGCUUCCCGCAGGGUUCGAUGGUGUGGCACUUGGCAAGAAAGAGAUCGAGGCCGUCAGGCUGCUUGGCAAGAAUCCUACGAGGAAAGAGGACGAUCUCGACGACAGCGGUCGAGUGAUCAACAACAAAUGGGCCCCCGAGAUUGAAUUUGAGGAGCGCCGUCGUCGCCGCCGGCCGCAAGACGCCGACUAGGACUUUGACGACUUGGACUGAUGUGUGCUACGACGCAUGAGGAGUUACGUGACCAAACAAGCGUUUACUACUUCGUUGCUUUAUUCAACCACGACCCCAUCUCACUUGUUUCUCCGCUUGCACUUUAAGAUAUCCAACGUGUUGCUUGAAACACGCCUGAAUGAGUAUUCAAACCCUGAAAUGGCGUCCUGUGUUCAGCCUCAAAUAUCAAGUAGAGACUCGACAUUCUGCGCACAAGCCCUCCGAACGAUUCUCUUCGUCCGCGGGAAUGUAAACGGAAGUGCAUGCACCGCAAUGCAUUGACCAAACGUAACUAGCAAUCCCUACUUCUCGGAUAGGCAGGAGUAACUCACCGCGCACUCUCGAAAGGGGAAACCUCUGUUGCCCGGAUGUCGUCCCACUGCGUAGGGAAAGGAGAUGGACGAGAU
This is a messenger RNA of Truncatella angustata, 2675 nucleotides long. RefSeq lists its product as uncharacterized. The record is from RefSeq and is a predicted model, not a curated record. Lineage: Eukaryota; Fungi; Ascomycota; Sordariomycetes; Amphisphaeriales; Sporocadaceae. The coding region runs from base 211 to 2247 and encodes 678 amino acids. The transcript has 3 exons.